This is a messenger RNA of Aspergillus melleus, 2388 nucleotides long. RefSeq names its product mRNA splicing protein PRP28 (gene prp28). Gene Ontology annotation, cellular component: catalytic step 2 spliceosome. The record is from RefSeq and is a predicted model, not a curated record. NCBI's taxonomy places the organism in Eukaryota, Fungi, Ascomycota, Eurotiomycetes, Eurotiales, Aspergillaceae. The transcript has 3 exons. Gene Ontology annotation, molecular function: RNA binding; ATP binding; RNA helicase activity. Bases 1 to 2388 code for a protein of 795 amino acids. Gene Ontology annotation, biological process: mRNA splicing, via spliceosome.
AUGGAUGGUAUCGUAAUGAACGGGUCGACGGAGGAUCCGUCUAGACCUCCUCCUCCCGAACCCUCAGAACGCCCUCCCACUCCCCCUCCGCCUCCUCCAGAAGAUUCCGCCGCCCCUCCUCCGCCCCCGGACGUGUCCGCGCCUCCACCACCGCCCGAAGACCUCCCUCCUGCUCCGCCGCCAGAGCUUCCCAAGAAGAAGAAGGUCGGAUGGGGUGCGAAGCGUCCGGUCUCUACACCGCUGAGUGUGGAGGAGUUGAUCCGGAAGAAGCGAGAGGCAGACGCUGCAGCCGCAAAGCCUAAAUUCCUCUCCCGAGCAGAACGCGAGCGUCUCGCGCUCGAAAAACGCAACAAAGAAGUCGAAGCUACUCGAAAACAGGCAUCCAACGGAACAGACCGCAGCAGCACGCAAUCUCCCUCCAUAGCCUCCGACGACCCGCGCGGUGACUCGAGAUCCAUUCCUACCGGGCCCCGGGCAAUGCGCAACGCGGAUGUACCGACCGCGCCGGCUGCCAUGCGUGGCUCACAGCAUUCACAGAGCAAGAACAACGACAUGCCGCCGCCGAAGAAGGGCGCACCUCGGCCCGUGGAUGAGGACGAGGCGGCUGCGCAGGCGGCACUAGUGAAGCAGAGAUACAUGGGAGCGGACCAGGCGUCCACUUUCUCGGCGAAGAAAAAGCGCAAGAGGACGACGGAUCGGAAGUUCAACUUCGAGUGGAAUGCGGAAGAGGAUACCAGUGGCGACUACAACCCGUUGUACCAGCAUCGGCAUGAGGCGAAGUUUUUCGGUCGUGGACGUCUGGCGGGUUACGGCGAUGACGUCGCGGAGCAAAUGGCGAAGAAGUAUGCGCGAGCACUGGAGGACCAGGACCGCGAGGCCGGAGGGAUGCGUGCGCGCGAAAUCAUGGAGAUGGAGCGCCGGCGGAGAGAAGAGAGUGCUCGGAACCAGAUCGACAAGCACUGGAGCGAGAAGAAGCUGGAACACAUGCGCGAGCGAGACUGGCGUAUCUUCAAGGAGGAUUUCAACAUCAGCACCAAGGGUGGCAGCGUACCCAACCCCAUGCGGUCAUGGGAUGAAUCGAAUCUGCCGAGUCGCUUGAUGGAACUGGUCAACCGGGUCGGCUACAAGGAGCCCACGCCCAUCCAGCGCGCCGCUAUCCCCAUCGCCUUGCAGUCUCGUGACCUCAUCGGUGUGGCCGUCACCGGUUCCGGUAAGACGGCCGCCUUCCUCCUCCCUCUCCUGGUGUACAUCGCCGAACUCCCGCGCAUCGACGAGUUCGAAUGGCGCAAGAACGACGGACCCUACGCCAUCGUGUUAGCGCCCACCCGUGAACUGGCGCAGCAGAUCGAGAUCGAAGCCAAGAAAUUCACGCAACCGCUCGGCUUCAAUGUGGUCAGUAUCGUUGGAGGUCACUCCUUCGAAGAGCAAGCGUACAGCCUGCGAGAUGGCGCGGAAAUCAUUAUCGCCACGCCCGGUCGUCUCGUCGACUGCAUCGAGCGUCGCCUCCUCGUCCUCAGCCAGUGCUGCUACGUCAUCAUGGAUGAAGCCGACCGCAUGAUCGACCUCGGCUUCGAAGAGCCCGUCAACAAGAUCCUCGACGCGCUGCCCGUCUCCAACGAAAAGCCCGACACCGACGAGGCCGAGAACUCACUCGCCAUGAGCCAACACCUCAGCGGCAAGGACCGCUACCGCCAAACGAUGAUGUACACCGCCACCAUGCCCACAGCCGUCGAGCGCAUCGCCCGCAAAUACCUCCGCCGACCCGCCAUUGUCACGAUCGGCAGCGCCGGCGAGGCCGUCGACACGGUCGAGCAGCGCGUCGAGAUGGUCGCCGGCGAAGACAAGCGCAAAAAGCGUCUCGCCGAUAUCCUCUCAUCGGGCGAGUUCCGCGCCCCGAUCAUCGUCUUCGUCAACAUCAAGCGGAACUGUGAUGCCAUCGCACGAGAGAUCAAACAAAUGGGCUUCUCCUCCGUCACGUUGCACGGUAGCAAGACACAGGAACAGCGUGAAGCCGCCCUGGCUUCCGUGCGCAGCGGCGCCACCGACGUCCUCGUCGCCACUGACCUGGCGGGUCGUGGUAUCGAUGUUCCUGACGUCUCGCUGGUCCUCAACUUCAACAUGGCCACCUCUAUUGAGAGUUAUACCCAUCGUAUCGGUCGUACCGGUCGUGCCGGAAAGAGUGGUGUGGCUAUCACUUUCUUGGGUAAUGAAGAUGCGGAUGUUAUGUACGACCUCAAACAAAUGCUCAUCAAAUCCCCCAUCUCGCGCGUCCCCGAAGAACUCCGAAAACACGAAGCCGCACAAUCCAAACCUACGCGCGGUAUGGCCCGCAAAGGCGGCGGCGAUCGCGACGAGAACUCUGCAUUUGGUGGAAAGGGUGGAUGGUAA